AUGCCACCUCGUCAACUCACAAAACACCAAUACUCCUCUGGUCUCUCCUACGUAGCCAACACACCUAAAUUCCUACAGAACUUCGGUCAGCCUAAACCUCCAUCACCGCCUCCGUCUGGAUCACGCGACGGGACAGGAAGAGAGGCUAUACCUUCCCGACCGAAAGAAGGCAAAUGGGCUGAGGGGAGUGAUAAUGAACAAGCUCCGGAAGACGAGGAAGAGGAAGAUGAAUGGGGAGAAACGUUUGGUGGAGGUGGGGAUGAUGGACCGCAGUUUGUUGUUUUGAAAGAAGGUAGACAUCUGGAUGAAGAGGAGGUCAAAAGGUUAAGGAGGGCAGCCAAAGGCGAAACCUCACCACCACCACCAAUCAAAGCCAAAAUGAAUCCGAAUCAAGACUCUAGCAAUUCUUCAUCACAAUCCAAAGACAAGUCAAAACCUAUAAUACCCAAAACAAAUAGCAAUACCAAUAAGAGGAAAUUAGUGGGUAACGACGAAGCGGAAGAAAAGCAGCAGAAAGAUGUGAAAACAGUAAAUGAUAAAGGGGGCGAGAAGAAGAAGAAGAAGGCUAAGAAGGGGAUGUUAAGUUUCAAUGAAGCUGAAGGAGAAGAUUAG
This is a messenger RNA of Kwoniella botswanensis, 612 nucleotides long. RefSeq lists its product as uncharacterized. Lineage: Eukaryota; Fungi; Basidiomycota; Tremellomycetes; Tremellales; Cryptococcaceae. The transcript has 2 exons. Bases 1 to 612 code for a protein of 203 amino acids. The record is from RefSeq and is a predicted model, not a curated record.